Thlaspi arvense is the source of this 2038-nucleotide messenger RNA. Lineage: Eukaryota; Viridiplantae; Streptophyta; Magnoliopsida; Brassicales; Brassicaceae. The record is from the annotation of a GenBank genome assembly.
ACGCAAAAAAAAAAAAAAAACCCGUUUCGGCGUCUUGCUCACUUUACUUUUCAAUCCCGUCUUCUCCAUUCAUCAUCAUCUCUCAAAGUUUCAAAGACGGAUUCGUGAGUUCUCAGUGUGAUCCUGCCAUCUUUGCAACUACUGAUUCUUACUUUUUCGCUUCUAAGUCCGACACGUGGAUUAUCCUCUGCUUUAAUCAUCUGGUGGUGAAGACGCCUCACUUAUAGUUUCUUCAAAUAGCUCUGGCCUCUGGAUCCGGAACUCUCUGACGACGGUUGCAAAGUUGAUUGCUCCGAGUUUCGAUUUGCUGCUCUGGUGAAGGAAAUAGUGAUUGGAUCACUUUCGUACUUACUUUCUAUGGAGAUUCCGCGUGCUCGGAUUACCGAUUUUAUUGAUUUAGAUUGAGAAACCUUUGAGGAAUCAAGCUGCUUCCGGGACUUCGUGAUUAGCGAGGAGAUCUGGAGUUGUAGUUUCAGGAUCUUACAAGUUAAAUUAGGAUCCUUACGAGUGAAUCAUUGACUUCGGAUUGUUCAAGUGUUUAGGCUACUCGAUAGUGAUUUCCAGAACAUACCUUUAGAUCAAGCUAGAAGCAGAAACAGAAUCUGAUUGUUUCUAGACAUUUGAUAAGGAUGCAGAGUAGGGCUGUACAGCUGGAAGAAGGAAAAGAAAAUGGAGUCUCUGUUAGAACAGGGAAUUAUAAGGCAUUUCCGCCGAAACUGCUUCUUGUGCUUGGGCUAUUUCUCGCUUUCGCUGUUACUGUCUUCAUCAUUAGCGUGUCUACGAUCAAGUAUGUUGGUAUACAAAGUGUGGUCACCACAGUCACUUCGAGCUUUGUGCCGUGCCGCUUGGAGGAACCGAGUGGUUUGGAUCGAUGGGUACAGCCUCCUGCGGUUCUGAUGCAUAACAUGACCGACGAAGAGCUCCUUUGGCGUGCUUCUUUCUGGCCUCUGAGAAAAGAAUAUCCGUUUAAAAGGGUUCCCAAGAUUGCGUUCAUGUUCUUGACCAAAGGCCCCUUGCCGCUCGCUUUGCUUUGGGAGAGGUUUCUCAAGGGUCACAAGGGGCUUUACUCGGUUUACAUUCAUCCGCACCCUUCUUUUACAGCCAAGUUCCCAGCUAACUCUGUUUUCCACCGGAGGCAGAUACCGAGUCAGGUUGCAGAAUGGGGGAGAAUGACCAUGUGCGAUGCGGAGAAGCGGCUUCUCGCCAACGCGCUGCUCGAUAUCUCCAACGAAUGGUUUGUUCUAGUCUCGGAGUCAUGCAUUCCACUCUUCAACUUCACAACAAUCUACAGCUACUUGAGCCGAUCAAAACACAGCUUCAUGGGUGCUUUUGAUGACCCUGGACCGUUUGGGCGCGGCCGCUACAACCAGAACAUGGACCCUGAAGUUCCCAUCACCAAGUGGCGGAAAGGCUCUCAGUGGUUUGAGAUUGACCGGGACCUCGCAGCUACCAUUGUCAAAGACACAUUGUAUUACCCAAAAUUCAAAGAGUUUUGUAGGCCUGCUUGCUACGUGGACGAGCAUUAUUUCCCGACGAUGCUGACGAUUGAGAAACCAGCGGUUUUGGCUAACCGGAGCUUAACGUGGGUGGACUGGUCUAGGGGCGGGCCACACCCUGCCACGUUUGGGCGAUCGGACAUUACAGAGCAGUUCUUUGGAAAGAUCUUUGAUGGAAGAAACUGCACUUACAAUGGUCGCAACACUUCCAUGUGCUAUCUCUUUGCGAGGAAGUUUGCUCCGAGUGCUUUGGAGCCACUGCUCCACAUUGCUCACAAGAUUCUGGGGUUUUGAGUUAGUUUAAGUACCUGAACCUCCUGAAAUCAGAUAGAGAUCAUGAUAUAAAUUCUGUGAGACAUUUUACGCCAAUAUUAUUUUAUUUAGUUUGGUUUGAUUUAGAUUCGGAAGGAAUGAGAUAAUGUGGCACAACAUGAUCCAGUCAUAUAUAGUAUUUGGUUAAUAAAAUGGCACAACAUGAUCCAGUCAUAUAGUGUUUGGUUAACUUUAUUUUCGAAAAGUUUGAAUACAACCAUGUUUAUUCG